AUGGCAUCUGCGAUUGAAAAUUACAGCGGGGGCCAAGUUGUCGACUGGUUCUUUACCACCGGCGACGAUGAUAGUCUUAUUUCGCUCAUUGAUCAGACUCGUAACGAAUGUUUUCCUGAGUUCUGCAAGGCCUUGACGUGGAAGGGCAACCCUGAUGUAUCGGGUAUCGGAGUCGAUGCAGCAUUCAUUAUCCAGGCUGUGUUUGCAACCGUAUUUCUACUCAUAUACAUUGGCUUCCAAAUUUCAGACACCAUAUACUUCCGACAGCACUUGGAAAAAGGAGACUACGAACACCUCAGUCCGGAGCAACCCCCUCGCGAGCAUCCUACCAAGAACAACACCUCUCAAGAACCGACACAGUCGAUGAAGAUCUCAGACCUCCGCAGAGCUUUCGACGACUGCCUUGAGCUCUUCUGGUCAACCUGCUACGUCUUUGCCUUCACGCUCGUCAUAGCAGCCCUCACGUUCAACGUCGUUUACAGAUCCGAAGGCCACAUCUACUCCGGAUACUUCGGCUACCUCGGAGCCGUCCACUCCGUCGCUGUCCUCUUAUGUCUCUGGCCAUGGUUCCCGGGACGUACCAAAUACCCGGUCCUCACAUUCUCCGGCCUCGUUGCGCUCCUCCUCCUAGUCACGGGCGUCAGCAUCACCUUCUUCAGCGAAACCAAAUCUCCUAAGAACAAGACGACCUUUGAGUCGGUAUGUCUCGAAGGCGGGCAAUCGACUCAUUACGUCCAGGGCCUCGUCAAGUAUACGCCUUACGCUACUCUGGCUCUCAUCAUCUUCUGGGGCGCCUCGCUGUUUGUUAUUCGGCGUAUCCGUCUGAGCUUUGUCAGCGAGAAGACCGACUUGGAUAUAACCAAGGAGAGCCGUGGUGCUUUGUCGCUGUACCUGGCUGUUACCGGGGUCUUGGGCGGUUUCCUGGUUCUUUCCAGUCUCGCCAUUGCUUGGGUCUUCCUGGUGUUUUUCAUGUACCUUCGCAACAAGGUUAGGAAGCUUUCUGGGCCUUCGUAUGCUGAAGACGAAUGGGGGUUUGGUCAGGUUGUUGCUGUGGUCGCUUGGAUGCCACUGCUUGGGCAGUUCUCUGCCAUAGUCGUGCGCAAACUAUUCGCCAGCCAAUAUCUCACUGACCACGCCAAAAAGUGGUUCGAGCCAGUCCCAGAGCAUCAAAGGCGAACACCUUGGAUUAUAGCUAAUGCCCUGCGCAAGACGAAGCCCCGGGCCGAAGAGAUGCCUUUAUCGCCAAUAUCCGGCCGUUCUUCGCAGUUACGACAGCAGCCAGCGAAAACUUGGUAG
This is a messenger RNA of Neurospora tetraspora, 1296 nucleotides long. RefSeq lists its product as uncharacterized. The transcript is spliced from 3 exons. The record is from RefSeq and is a predicted model, not a curated record. NCBI's taxonomy places the organism in Eukaryota, Fungi, Ascomycota, Sordariomycetes, Sordariales, Sordariaceae. The coding region runs from base 1 to 1296 and encodes 431 amino acids.